AGAGCGAGCUUCACGGAUACAAGACGCUACGCUCUCUCGGAAAUCCCAAACACCGAUCCGUUGACCGGCGAUAAUCUCUGAUCUAGAUCCGAUGGCGAAGGAACCAGUUCGUGUUCUCGUUACAGGGGCUGCAGGACAAAUCGGAUACGCUCUUGUCCCUAUGAUUGCAAGGGGGAUCAUGCUUGGUGCUGACCAGCCUGUGAUCCUCCACAUGUUGGAUAUUCCUCCUGCUGCUGAAGCACUCAACGGUGUGAAGAUGGAGCUGGUCGAUGCUGCUUUCCCUCUUCUCAAAGCGUUGUUGCUACAACUGAUGCCGUUGAAGGGUGUACUGGAGUCAACAUUGCUGUUAUGGUUGGUGGUUUCUCGAGGAAAGAAGGAAUGGAGAGGAAGGAUGUGAUGUCCAAGAAUGUCUCAAUUUACAAGUCUCAGGCUGCUGCUCCAAACUACAAGGUUCUUGUUGUUGCAAACCCUGCAAACACCAAUGCAUUGAUCCUGAAGGAAUUUGCACCAUCCAUCCCUGAGAAGAACAUCACUUGUUUGACAAGGCUAGACCACAACAGGGCCUUGGGUCAGAUCUCUGAGAGGUUGAGUGUGCCCGUGUCUGAUGUUAAGAACGUCAUCAUCUGGGGAAACCACUCAUCCACACAGUACCCAGAUGUCAACCAUGCUAAGGUGCAAACUUCGUCUAAAGAAAAGCCUGUCCGUGAGCUCGUCAAGAACGAUGAGUAGUUGAAUGGAGAAUUCAUCUCUACCGUUCAACAGCGCGGAGCUGCAAUCAUCAAGGCGAGGAAGUUGUCAAGUGCACUUUCUGCUGCCAGCUCUGCUUGUGACCAUAUCCAUGACUGGGUCCUUGGAACUCCAGAGGGUACAUUUUUUUCCAUGGGAGUAUACUCCGAUGGCUCGUACAACGUUCCAUCAGGACUUAUCUACUCCUUCCCUGUCACUUGUCGCAAUGGAGAGUGGAGUAUUGUCCAAGGCCUUCCGAUCGAUGAAGUAUCGAGGAAGAAGAUGGAUUUGACGGCAGAGGAGUUAAAGGAAGAGAAGGACUUGGCGUACUCAUGCCUCUCUUAAACCAAUACUUUUCUUCUGAAGCCAUUUUCCAUCUAUCAGGUUUGAGAUUUUUAAAGCUUUUAGGGCUUUUGUCGGAAUAAAAAUAUCUCUAAACACUGUUUUAUAAAAUCUCUCUGUGGAUUGGGUGUCUCUUUAAUGAACAUAGUACAACCUGGUCUGUUUCUAAACCAGGAUAACAUUUAUACGGUGUCUGGGUUUAUGUAUCUGAUUUGGUUUACCGUUUACCCAUAAUAUAUACCUUAAUAUAUUGAAUAAAAACAAAAAGUAAAACUGGCAA
This is a messenger RNA of Eutrema salsugineum, 1348 nucleotides long. Its product is annotated as malate dehydrogenase 1, cytoplasmic. Gene Ontology annotation, molecular function: L-malate dehydrogenase (NAD+) activity. The record is from RefSeq and is a predicted model, not a curated record. NCBI's taxonomy places the organism in Eukaryota, Viridiplantae, Streptophyta, Magnoliopsida, Brassicales, Brassicaceae. Gene Ontology annotation, biological process: oxaloacetate metabolic process; tricarboxylic acid cycle; malate metabolic process. The transcript has 6 exons.